AUGCAGUCGACGAUAAUGGGCCCUCUGAUUCGUCAGGGACGCGAAAGGUACGCGACAUGGCUCCGGGAGGUGGACGGGAGCGCGUCUAUUGUUGACGACCAGUCGUUUCGUGGUCUGGAUAUAAGUCUAAGCGCUGCCACACGCUCGAUCCCCGGUCUGCCCAUCUGA
Messenger RNA from Colletotrichum orchidophilum, 168 nucleotides. RefSeq lists its product as uncharacterized. Bases 1 to 168 code for a protein of 55 amino acids. The record is from RefSeq and is a predicted model, not a curated record. NCBI's taxonomy places the organism in Eukaryota, Fungi, Ascomycota, Sordariomycetes, Glomerellales, Glomerellaceae. The transcript has a single exon.